AUGGUUUAUGACUGGGCAGGGAAGCGGGACAUCUGCUUCCAGAUGUACAUUCAGGAAAAGAAAGCUCUGGAGGAGAUCAUGGAGUAUAUGAGAACGGCUUAUCAGUUUGCCCCAAGUAAGCGCGCCUUUCAGACUCAAUUUAAACGAUGGGGGUUCCCAUCCAAACAGAAUCCCGCCCAUAAAAAUGUUGAGCUUGUCGCCAGAGUCAAGGAGCUCUGGGAACACAACACGAAUCAGCGUGACAUGCUCCGCAUUCUCAACGAGGAAGGUUUCAUGAUCAAGGAGCGGGAAUUGAUGCGCGUCCGUGCAAAGAACCGCUGGCUUCUGCGAGUCCCCAAUGGAAUGAAGACCCAGCCGAGUACGGCCACGCGGGAUACACAGCCAGAGGAUGAAGGUCUCCUUGCUCUUCAGCAGGAAGUAUACAAACAAGAUGAGGCAUUUGAUGGGGUCGAAUCUCUUCCUCCCGAGCCCGGUACGUCCGUAACAGAGCAACCCUCAUCUCCAGGAUUGUCGCCAGAGGUUCUUGCGAAACGCAAGGAGCGGCUGGAUCGUCUGAAGUCCGAAAGUGCAGAACGGUGGGCAGCUAGGAAACGUCGGCGCCGUACUCGGGGCUGGGCCGGGCUACCUGCUGAUCCGCCAGGACCUCCUCGCUUUCCCUCGGAGACUACUAUCGAUGAGAGUAAGCGAUAUCUUAGUUUGGACAACGUGAUGUACCGCCAAAUUCGAGAUCAUUUUCAAGGAAUAUGCGAAGAAGCAGGCUUUAUAAAGAAGACCGUCGCUGGACCUGAGAGAUGGCAAGCAGCGAAGGACAGAUUGAUCCAGGAAUCCCCACACCUUCAACAGGUUUUCAAUGCCGAACCUAACCAGCGUGAUGCAAAGGCUCUUGCUCUUGAUGUCGUUUGUACGGACGUAACGAAACGGAUGAGAACUUUGGAGAGACGGAUGACCAUUGCCGAAGCCAAGAAUGCCCUUGGAAUCAAUCCGGAAGAGAGCCGCCAGAUCCGGAAUGCCUUCUACGAUACACUCAAGGCAGAUCAUUUCACAAGCAAGCUCGAAGCUGGUGAUGAGCACUGGCAGGAGUUAAAGACACAAUGGAUUUGCGACUCGGGCCUACUUCAGCGAAUCCUCGAACCGGGAGCGGCAGACCCAGAACACACAACCAAGUUGAAAGCCUUGGAAGUACUAUGCCGCGACGUUAUGAAAAGAUUACGUGACGACCAGACCAAGCGAGACCCUGCUCGUAAGAGAUCCACACCCCGUGCAGAUUCUCAGGAUCAGGUGGCACAGAGAAGUACUCCAGUGAAUACAAUACUUGAAAAUGGAAUUAGCAACGGAAUUAGCACUCUUGCGUCCCAGGCCCUCGCAAGCGCUCCAAUCACCGCCAGCGAGCUUGGUGAUAUGCAGAUCGAUCCUUCUCUUCUCCAGGCGGCUAAUGACAUGCCCUCCUUCGCGGCAAAUCCGCAGCAUGAGGCUCCAAGCGCGUUUGAGUAUAUGGACCCGAUGCUUCACCCGACGUUACUCAACACUCCUAUAUGGUUUCAGAUCAAUCUUCAAGGUCAAUCCCAAGGGACUCCCACAAAAGCCUGGAUGGAAAAAUUGUCGACACGGUCUGUCGAAGAAAUUCGACAAUUAAUUUCAGCUCGGUACCCCUACUCAAUCCUCGACAAGAUUGAGGGCGCUGAUAAGGACGAAAACGGGAAUGAAAUAUUCUUCCUGAUUAACGAGGACCACGAAUUAGAUGCUUACUUGAACCACGUCCAUGGGAGAAAGGCAUUGCUUGUCCUGACACUGGGACAGAUUUAA
This is a messenger RNA of Penicillium macrosclerotiorum, 1803 nucleotides long. Its product is annotated as Clr5 domain-containing protein. Lineage: Eukaryota; Fungi; Ascomycota; Eurotiomycetes; Eurotiales; Aspergillaceae. The transcript has 2 exons. Bases 1 to 1803 code for a protein of 600 amino acids. The record is from RefSeq and is a predicted model, not a curated record.